AUGUCCCCCAUGACAGAGAGUCCGCUUCCCAAUAAUUUAUACAGUUUUACCGUUUGGCGUAACUUCACUCAUUUUACAGUGAGCCCCACCGGACAGAGCCCAUUCAUGGAGGUGGACGGGAAGAAGAUUGGUCAGAGUUUGGCUAUGGCGCGUUAUGUGGCUCGAGAACACGGGCUUUAUGGGAAUAGUACCAUGGAGGGUGCCAUGAUCGACCAAGUCCUUUACACUUUAGAGGAUAUGACCAAGUCUCUUAUCGACUGGCAUUUUGAGCAAGAUGAAGCAAAGAAGGCAGAGAAAGAAAAGAAGCUAAAUGAUGAAACACUGCCUGGAUUCAUGCAACUCCUUAAUAAACUUUUAAAAAGCAACGAUGGCGGCAAAGGAUACUUUGCAGGAGACAAGCUCUCCAUUGCCGAUCUAGCAGUCUUCGAUCAAUGUUCAGGGAUGGUGGUUAAGUUCCCCAAAUGCAUGGCAAAUUGCGACGAAUUGCAAGCAUUCCUUGGCCGCAUUAAAGCUCUCCCAAAGAUAGCUGAUUGGUUAGCGAAGAGACCGCAAACGGAGUUUUGAAUUCCAUUGUCACUUGUGACCAACUCGUUGCCUCACAAACUGUUCUGUUAGGUUUUGGGCCACAACCCACAUUUCGGAAAAUUAUAACCAAAAAGGGGGAAAAUGCUGAUAGCGAUUUUCUAUUUUACUAAAAUCUGACCCCUGUGGAAAAUGGGGCGUGGUAUGGCAAUGAAUCGCAUAACAUUAUCUACCUUCCAACUUAACCAACCAUAGUUAAAGGAUUAGGACUUUUCCUUCUUAAUCCGUGGAGUGUAAAGAUUUAGACAAUUUAGCUUUUUGCUUAAUAAAAAGGGAAGUGGAAUUGCCUAUUUAAAGAAAAAAUUCAUAUUGCAGUCCUGCUAAAAUGAUGGCACGUUACUUAAGUUACAGACACAAUGAAUUGUCAUCUUAAGUUGUUGUCCCAACAAUUUAAAAGCUGAUACAAAACUAUUCAUAAAGCUGACUGUAGCAAUGGAAAACAAUAUCCAAGUGGAAGAAAUCGAACAAAUAUCAUGAGUGGGGUACAAGGCUGUUAAAGGCAUAUAUAUAUAAUAAAUCGGAGAAAAAUAAUAGGCUACGUGUACUGGCGUUUGCAGUUGCAAGUUUGUGCAGCACAUUUAAAGAGGGGGCGGUGCCUCGUCAUAUAGCUUUAAAAGAGGUGGGCAAGUUGUGUAGAUAAAGUGUUCUUCUUUGUCAAACGCAACUUUUUGGCCUUCAACCGCAAGCACGUCAUAGCUGAAGUAAGGAUUCUUUCCAUUUUCUAAACACUCCUUAAUGAAUGAGUACAUUUACUUCGUGCUCUUGAACCCCUAUGAAACACUAUGAGGAACUGCAACUCCAACUAUCCGAAUAACUUCUUAAAACAUUAUUUACUUAGAUGUCUUUGACGAUCGAUCAAUGCAUUCUUAAAAUAUAAAAUGACUUCUGAAUGAAUUCAUAUGUUAAUAUUUA
Lingula anatina is the source of this 1494-nucleotide messenger RNA. RefSeq names its product hematopoietic prostaglandin D synthase-like. Gene Ontology annotation, biological process: glutathione metabolic process. Gene Ontology annotation, molecular function: glutathione transferase activity. NCBI's taxonomy places the organism in Eukaryota, Metazoa, Brachiopoda, Lingulata, Lingulida, Lingulidae. The record is from RefSeq and is a predicted model, not a curated record.